This is a messenger RNA of Caenorhabditis sp. 36 PRJEB53466, 861 nucleotides long. NCBI's taxonomy places the organism in Eukaryota, Metazoa, Nematoda, Chromadorea, Rhabditida, Rhabditidae. The record is from the annotation of a GenBank genome assembly.
AUGGUAAAAAAUCUCUCAUGGAUCGUUCUGUUCGCCCUUGUACUCUGCUCGAUAGCUCGGAGGUCGUUGCUGCCGAAAAUUGAGAUUAGUAUGCUUGUGGACGAACUGAGUUCUCAAGAAGCCAAAGAAUUUCUCAAGCGGAACGGAAAUACGACUAUUAAUGUUUCAAAGUCUCUGACUAAAUCAGAAGGAGAAUCAGAUGACGUGACCAACUCCACGUCAUCUGGACCAGAAGACUUUGAAGAAGCGACGACUGACCUCAUCAGUUCCGUGGCUAAAGAAGAGCCUUCUUCUGAUCCCGAUGACUAUGACGCUACCGUAACCACGACUAUAAAUCCCGAUGACUUCAAUGAACCGGAAGCAGUGACGUCACCGGCAAGGCCGAUGUUAUUGUCCGAAUUUGCGAAUCAUCUCGCCAGCGGGAUUCGCACAAGACCCGAAACAACAACACAGCCAUUGCCCGACUUUCCAACUCCGAAGCCGACAGUGUUUACGGCACUUCCUGACGAGAAUUUUCCGUUUAUGAUCACAGCAGCCAAGGUUCUUGACGAUCACGUCAGAAAGGAUUUGUUUUCACAGUGUUUUUCUUCAGGAAUUCAUACGUCGUUAUUUGUCUCCGGAGCAAUGGCGCAAGCUAAGAAUUCUAUUGAAGACGAUCAAAGAAGUCGGAGGAUCAAGGCAGGAUAUCCAUCGAGCUGCCACGUCAUUCAUUUCAAAAGUACGUUGCCCACCAGAUAUCCCUAUGUUUACCUGCGGCUUGAGGUGAUUUCAAAAGCCGAGAUGGCGGAGAUCACAGAACGAAAGAACGAGCUGUUUCAAACAUUCAACCGUCGAUAUUUCGACACAAUUCGAGUAAACUGA